AUGUCGACUGAAGCUACCGAAACCCAUCCCUUCCCCGUUAAGCACGGAAAGGUGUCGUACUACACGGCCAAGGACGGGCAAAAACUGCGAGUGGGCGAGUGGGGCACCGAGCUGGCCCAGCCCAAGGGCAAGCUGGUUUUCAACCACGGAUUCACCGAACAUAUUGGAGUGUUCGACGAGCUGUUCAAGCGAAUGGUGGACAACGGCUACUACGUGCUUGCGCUGGAUCAGCGAGGAGCCGGAGAACAGUGCCAGGGCAAGAAGUACGGCAUCACCAACGAGACGUUUGUGUACGAGGAUCUCAACGGGGUGAUCAAGGAGUAUCUGGUGAAGAACAACAGCAUUGAACAGAGCAAAAAAGAGAAGCUGUUCAUCUGGGGCCACUCAAUGGGCGGCGGCAUUGCUCUCAACUACGGAGUCAAGGGUCUUUACCGAGACCAUUUCACCGGCUUUAUUGGUUGCGCUCCUCUGGUCCAGCUUCACCCGGCCUCUGUGCCCAACUUCAUUUUGCGAGGCGCCAUGGAGGUGCUUGCCCGAGCCUGGCCCACUCUUCAUUUCCCCGCCGACCUCAAAAUGGACUACAUUGUGUCCAACCCCGACUCCCAGAAGAAGCUGGAGGCCGACGAGUGGAUCCGACCCAUGUGCACCGUCAAGCAGAUGUACGACAUGUUCCAGCGAGGCAACGCCCUGGUUGACCCCGAUUACGUGGCCAACUACCAGCGCGACGCCGCCGUGCUCAUCUACCACUCGGAACACGACAAGAUCAACUGGUACGAGGCCAGCAAAAAGUUCAUUGACGCGGUUCCCGUCAAGGACAAGCAGCUGUUUGAUGCCAAGGGAUGCGAGCACUCCAUUCAUCUGGAGCAGGCUGAGAAGGAGAAGCCUGCCUUUGACACGUUGAUCAACUUCUUGGACGAGCACACCAAGCAGUAG
Molecule: messenger RNA, 933 nt
Organism: Yarrowia lipolytica CLIB122
Lineage: Eukaryota; Fungi; Ascomycota; Dipodascomycetes; Dipodascales
Cellular component (GO): membrane
Molecular function (GO): monoacylglycerol lipase activity
Source: RefSeq, a predicted model, not a curated record